AUGUCCACAAAUGAUGGAAUCCAGGUGCUUAGCCAGGGCGUGGGCUACGGCAUUGUCGUUGGAAUCGGAUUGUUCUUUGCUUUGCUGAUGCUUGGCUGCACUCAUCUUCAAAACAAGUAUACGUCGUACUCAACUCAUCAAGCCGAGGAAUUUAGCACAGCGUCUCGAAACGUCGAGCCUGGUCUUAUAGCUGCGGGAAUCGUUUCCAGCUGGACAUGGAGUGCAACGCUGCUCACCUCCAGCACCUUUGCGUAUACGUACGGCAUUUGCGGACCGAUGUGGUAUGGGGCGAUGGGCAGCUUUCAGAUCUUGCUUUUCGCGUUGAUCGCCAUCAAGAUCAAGUCAAAUGCACCUGGCGCUCACACAUUCCCCGAGAUCAUCCUUGCCCGGCAUGGCAGAGUAGCGCACAUCACGUAUUUGUUCAAUGGCUUGGCUACGAAUAUGCUUGUAGGCGCUUGUCUGGUCCUUGGGGGUUCUCAAGUAGUUGCCGCACUAUCAGGGAUGAACGUUUAUGCUGCCUGUUUCCUCAUACCGCUGGUCGUGGCCGCGUACGUCAUUGUAGGAGGCUUGCGGAGCACUUUUAUUGCCGACUAUACGCACACUGUAAUUCUCUUCAUCGCGAUUUUCAUUUUCGGCUUCGAGAUGUAUGCAACAAAUGCGGUGGUUGGAAGCAUCGACCGAUUUUACGAUCUCCUUGUUGAAGCAUCGGCGACUAUGCCGAUUGCGGGAAAUUAUGAGGGAUCAUACUUGACGUUCAAAUCCGUCAAUGGUUUGGUCUUCGCUAUCGACUUACUUGUUGCGGGUUUCUCGACAGUGUGGUUGGACCAAGCGUACUGGCAACGAGCCAUUCCCUCCCAGCCGGAGACAAGUAUCAAAGCCUACCUUCUAGGAGGUAUCGCUUGGUAUGGGAUACCUUUCGGAUUUGCCACAGCCAUGGGUCUAGGUUGCGCAGCAUUGACAAGUACCACGUCAUUCCCGACAUACCCAAAUCCACUGUCUGCCGCACAGAAUGGCGCUGGCCUUUCAUCCCAAGCUGCUGCAAUUGCACUGCUUGGUAAAGGUGGUGCUGGGCUGAUGCUGUUGUUGCUGUUCAUGGCCGUCACGUCGUCGACUUCCGCUGAGCUCAUUGCUGUGUCAUCCUUACUCACGUUCGACGUCUACAAGACUUACCUUCGACCUCAUGCCACCUCUCAGCAGCUUGUGCGGAUUUCGCACUAUGGUAUCAUCAUCUAUGCCGUCGUUCUUGCCGCAUUCUGCUCCAUUCUCAGCGCUGUCAACAUCAAUCUUACUUGGCUGUUGACUGUGCUUGGUGUUAUUGUUGGCGGCGCUUCAGUCCCGGUCGGCCUCAUACUUCUCUGGGAUCGCAUGUCAACAUUGUCACCUAUAGCGAGCCCGUGGAGUGGACUGUCCUUUGGCUUGAUUGCUUGGCUUGUUACUACUAUGAAACGAUCUGGCUACAUCCAUGUGACGACAACUGGUGAUGCGACGAACGCUGCUGCCGGCAACAUUGCGAGCUGUGCUGGCGGCGCCGUCGUUGCCACUCUGCUAACCUUGAUGUUCCCGGCCAAACACCAAUCAGAUGACCCCAUUGAUAUUGCUCGCAGCAACAAAAUCAAUGGUUUAUCGUCACCGAAAAAGUCACCGUCGGGUUCCAACAUACCGCCAUCCCCGGAUGUGCCUCAGAACUCUGAUGAAGCUGAAAAGGGACCAGCUGUGAUUGUCUCUGCGGCACCAAUCGAGUACGUGCCUACCGGCAAUGAAAUGGUCGAUUAUCUGGAGACCUCUCAUAUCCAACCGUUGGACCCUGUUAUUGCAAAGAAAGGCGAGCGACUGGCUCUUGCGGCGAAUGGGCUAUACGCCGCGAUCGCCAUCAUCGUGGUUCCAUUCACCCUCUUCGGUACUCAGUAG
Messenger RNA from Dacryopinax primogenitus, 1908 nucleotides. Its product is annotated as solute symporter family transporter. Gene Ontology annotation, biological process: urea transmembrane transport. The transcript is spliced from 5 exons. Bases 1 to 1908 code for a protein of 635 amino acids. The record is from RefSeq and is a predicted model, not a curated record. Gene Ontology annotation, molecular function: urea transmembrane transporter activity. Gene Ontology annotation, cellular component: plasma membrane. Lineage: Eukaryota; Fungi; Basidiomycota; Dacrymycetes; Dacrymycetales; Dacrymycetaceae.